GCGGCGCGGGGCGGCGCGGGGCGAGGCGCUGCCGGCCGGAGCCCCGCGGGGCGCCGCUCACCGCCCUGCCCUCCGCGGGACACCACCGGCUGCUGAAAGCCCGCCUCCAGCCCGCCCCGGCACCGGACCUCGGCUUCUUUUUAUCGCUUUAGCACCCCCCGUCCAUCGCACCCCCGGUCACUAUUAUUAUUAUUAUUAAUAAUAAUAUUUUCCUCCUCGGAUGAGGCGCGGCGGCGGCGGCGGUGGCCGGGGGAGAAGGCGGCAGCGCGCCGCGGGACCGAGCGGCUGAGCGGCGGCAGGAGGCGGCGAGCGGCGGGCGGGAGGACCGGAGCCCGUGUGUUUUUAUUUUUGGCCAAGUUGGAACUGGUGGAGGCUCGGCUGCUGGCUUGGGGGUCUCCUGGGUUCGCUUCACUCCGAUUGUUGUGGGUGUUUUUUUCUUUUUUAUUGCUAUUCAAAUUUUAAUUUUUUUUUAAUUUUUUUUUUUUUUUCAAACUCUGGAUUUUGAAUGCCGGGCGCGGCCAGGAGAAGCGAAAGCAAAUAGACACCUGUGCGUGUGUGUACAUAUAUAUAUACAUAUAUAUAUUAAAACAAACAAAACAAAGAUUAAAAUAAAGAACAACCGACUGCAGCAGCACCAACAAAACGCUCCAGGCAGCCCCCCGACCGGCGGCAGGGCGGGCGGCGGAGCCGUCGGCGGGGCCGGCCAGCAGCAUGGAGGAGGGCGGCCGGAGCCCCCGGGAGGAGGCGGCCGAGCCGCAGGAGUCCGGCGGCGACGCGGAGCCCGGCGGCGGCGGGCGGCGAGGGCUGCUGCUCCCCCCCGGCGACCCUCCGCACCCGCACCCGCACCGCAUCACCAACUUCUUCAUCGACAACAUCCUGCGGCCCGAGUUCGGGCGGAGGAAAGAAGCGGGCGGCCCGGGCGGAGAGCCCCGCCGGCCCGGCGCGGAAAGCCGCCGCAGCCCCGCCGCGGCGCCGGCCCCCGGGGCUCCGCUCCCCGGCGGCGGGGCGGGCUCGCCGGGCCGGGGGGAGGGCGGCCCCGCCGGGCUGGCCCUGCACGGCGCCGCCAAGAAGGGGGGGGACCCCGCGGCGCUGGAGGCGGCCCUGAAAGCGCGGGGGCUGAGCGGCGGCGACCUGUCGGUGAGCUCGGACUCGGACAGCUCCCAGGCCAGCUCCAACGCCGGGAACCAGCCCAUGCUCUGGCCCGCCUGGGUGUACUGCACGCGGUACUCGGACCGGCCCUCCUCAGGUCCCCGGUCCCGCAAACCAAAGAAGAAGAACCCCAACAAGGAGGACAAGCGGCCGCGCACCGCCUUCACCGCCGAGCAGCUGCAGAGACUCAAGGCCGAGUUCCAGACGAAUCGGUACCUGACAGAGCAACGGCGGCAAAGCCUGGCCCAAGAGCUCGGGCUUAACGAGUCCCAGAUUAAAAUCUGGUUCCAGAACAAACGAGCCAAGAUCAAGAAGGCGACGGGCAGCAAGAACUCCCUGGCAGUGCACCUCAUGGCCCAGGGGCUCUACAACCACUCCACCACGGCGAAAGACGGCAAGUCGGACAGUGAAUAGCCAAGGGGAAAGGGGGAUGGGGGGGCGAGGGAGGGA
Neopsephotus bourkii (Bourke's parrot) is the source of this 1599-nucleotide messenger RNA. RefSeq names its product engrailed homeobox 2 (gene EN2). Lineage: Eukaryota; Metazoa; Chordata; Aves; Psittaciformes; Psittacidae. Gene Ontology annotation, molecular function: RNA polymerase II cis-regulatory region sequence-specific DNA binding; DNA-binding transcription factor activity, RNA polymerase II-specific. The record is from RefSeq and is a predicted model, not a curated record. Gene Ontology annotation, cellular component: nucleus. Gene Ontology annotation, biological process: multicellular organism development; neuron differentiation; regulation of transcription by RNA polymerase II. The transcript has 2 exons. The coding region runs from base 712 to 1563 and encodes 283 amino acids.